Molecule: messenger RNA, 1199 nt
Organism: Anopheles stephensi (Asian malaria mosquito)
Lineage: Eukaryota; Metazoa; Arthropoda; Insecta; Diptera; Culicidae
Gene: Dhpr
Product: dihydropteridine reductase
Exons: 3
Coding region: 210-914 (234 amino acids)
Biological process (GO): L-phenylalanine catabolic process; tetrahydrobiopterin biosynthetic process
Cellular component (GO): cytoplasm
Molecular function (GO): NADPH binding; 6,7-dihydropteridine reductase activity; NADH binding
Source: RefSeq, a predicted model, not a curated record
CCUCCAAGAAUUCCCCCCACUCCUAAGGAAGCUGCUGCAAUCGCGAGAUAGUUUUCCUUACUUCCGAGCGGGCAAGUAACCUGUUGAAUUUAAUCGCUUAGCAACCACCAGAGAACAUAAACCUCUCCACUCCCGGAGCAACUCUCGCACGUUCGAUCGAUCGAAAAAGAAUAGUAAAAAAAAAAACUCCCCGUCGUGAUUCACAGAAAAUGGCCUCGGGAAAGAUUCUCAUCUAUGGUGGCCGCGGUGCUCUUGGUGCUUCGUGCGUGCAGUUUUUCAAAAAGAACAACUGGUGGGUGGGUUCGAUCGAUCUGACGGAAAACGAUGCGGCCGACGCCAACAUUGUGGUGGACCGUGAUGCGGAUUGGGUGGCGCAGGAAGCGGCCGUACUGUCCAAGGUCGGCACCGAGCUGAAGGGCGAAUCGCUCGACGCCAUUAUCUGUGUUGCUGGCGGUUGGGCUGGUGGCAACGCGAAAAAGGAUCUCGCCAAGAACUCCGACCUGAUGUGGAAGCAGUCGGUGUGGUCGUCAGCCAUCUCGGCUACGGUCGGUGCGAACCAUCUGAAGCCGGGCGGUUUGCUUGUGCUGACGGGUGCCAAUCCCGCCCUGGAGGGUACGCCCGGAAUGAUUGGCUACGGUAUGGCGAAGGCAGCCGUGCAUCAGCUGACAAAAAGUUUGGCCGGUGAAAAAUCGGGUUUGCCGGAUAACUCACUCGUUGUGUCCAUCCUUCCGGUGACGCUCGAUACGCCGAUGAACCGCAAGUGGAUGCCGGAUGCGGAUACGUCUACCUGGACGCCGCUCGAAUUCCUUGUCGAGUUGUUCCACAAGUGGUCCAAAGGAGAGGAACGUCCCGCCAACGGUAGCCUGGUGAAGCUGAUUACCAAAGACUCCAAAACCGAGCUGGUAAUCGUCUAAGCGCCCUUCCCGGCUGAAACAAACCCCCCCAAGCCAUUCCAUGUCCUUUCGAAUCUCAACCGGUAUGCUCUUUUUCUUCUUUCUCUCUAUCUUCAUUCCAUGACACGGGCGCUUGCACAAACAAACAAAAAAAUCAUUCCAGAAAUCGUAAGCAAAUGUAGCCACAACUGUUGUUUAAUUGUUAAAAGUGGAGCAUGCAUCGGAUUCGUUGAUCGAAACAAACAUUCAGUGAAAGUAAAGUGUAAAAUAUUGUUGCUGCUUGAAAAUAUAGAACAUGAAACAUGA